AUGGCAGAGAACACAAACCCCCCGCCGUCGUCGUACGUGCCCCCUCCACCCAGUGGCAGCAAUGGCACGUCCAAGCACUCACGCGUCACAAGUACCGUGGCUCAAAGCUUCGCCGAUGACCUCGACUCCAUGUUCGGCCUGGGAAUGGGCGGUUCCAGUGUGCGGACUACCGAAGGGGCUGCCCCGGCUGCGGAGGGGAGUGGCAAUGGAGAGGGGUUGAAUACAUUGAGCGAGACGGUAGAGGCGAAAAAGGAGAAAGUUACCUCCGGCCAAACCGAGCUCGAGAAGCUCGAAGCACGACUCCGCGAAACCGAGCAAAGGCUAGCCAAGGUCUCCCGCCAGAACUCGCCUUCACGACCCGCUAAUGGCGGUGCGGCCAGCGAUGGGUCGGACAAGCAAGCACAUCCCUUUGCACGGCGACCGACAUAUCCGGACGACCGACCACCUACAGGAGCUAGCAGCAGGCCGACAGCAGAGCGGGAAAACACGACAGAGAUGAUGAAGGGCAUGCCUGGGGGGAUGCCGCAGACGCCGUCGGGGCGGGACGACUAUGUGAUGGUGGAUAAGGGCAACAGGUAG
Messenger RNA from Saxophila tyrrhenica, 579 nucleotides. RefSeq lists its product as uncharacterized. The record is from RefSeq and is a predicted model, not a curated record. Lineage: Eukaryota; Fungi; Ascomycota; Dothideomycetes; Mycosphaerellales; Extremaceae. The transcript has 2 exons. The coding region runs from base 1 to 579 and encodes 192 amino acids.